Molecule: messenger RNA, 744 nt
Organism: Periophthalmus magnuspinnatus
Lineage: Eukaryota; Metazoa; Chordata; Actinopteri; Gobiiformes; Gobiidae
Product: zinc finger CCCH domain-containing protein 8-like
Exons: 5
Coding region: 67-744 (225 amino acids)
Biological process (GO): negative regulation of DNA-templated transcription
Cellular component (GO): nucleus
Molecular function (GO): RNA binding; metal ion binding
Source: RefSeq, a predicted model, not a curated record
UUUUUAUAUAUAGUAAUCGUGCAGUCUUGCUUUGUUGCUAUAAAAACAGACGCCUAGUGAUGGACGAUGGCAUUUUGUAAUCUUUUUACCAAUUUGGGGGGUGAAGGAGAAUUAAAGGAUCCUAACCACAGAAAUAACACUAACAAUGGUCAAGAGGGCAGCUCAAAGAGGAAACCACAGACCAUGAAGAGUGGCCCCUAUGCGAAGAGGCAGUGUCCUCAGCCUUAUACAGCAGCUACAUGUGAUGCAGUGCAAAAUGAGGAACCCAAAACCCAUGGUUUUAACAGGGCCAAUAACAACAACCCAAGACCCGGUGUUUCCAGAAAUGCAACUUAUAGACACAAUCCAAGGACUUUCAUGAGCGAUGAUGUCAAUAGAGGAAGUGCUAACAAUACAACCAAUAAGAAAAAGAAGAAAAUGAAAAACAAAGGGAAGAAAAAGCGGGAGAGAGAGAGGGAAAAUGGGCAACGGUACAGGAAUGCUCAGAAAGAUAAGAGAAAUAAAGACAAUACACAGCCUCAUAAACCGUUCAUGUCCCAAGAGUUCAAGGAGCAACACUCUCUGGAGGUGGAUGGGCAUUUGCUUUGUAUUUAUUUCCUUCGUGGGAGAUGCAUCAAGGGUGAAGACUGCCAAUUUGAGCAUAUUGAGGGAUACAAUGGUCUAAUUAAAGAAGCCUGCAAAUUUUACAUCCAAGGAUUUUGCUUAAAAGGGAAGAACUGUCCAUACCUGCAUGAUAUCCUUUGA